UCAGAAAUUCCCGACUUUAUUGAUCGGGCACACAAGGAGUCAAGCUCACACGCAGAAAUAAGAGAGACAAUGACCAAAUUCAAAGAGAUCUGCGCAGCACAGGACCCAAGAGAUAUUUCUGAAAACUUGCGACGAACGAAGAAGACGCUUGGGGACGAUAGGGAGUAAAGAGUCUCAAAAUGCAAUGGGCAAGAAGUCAGACUUUAAGCCCAAAGCCCCAAUGGUCAUGGAGGGAUCUCCAGCCAGCGCUGCAACAGCCGGAGACAGCAUAUCUUCAAGAACUGAACCCGUUAAUCGAAACAUUCUUACAAAGCAGCUCCAAAGAAUCAAGCAAAACCUUUUGGAAUGCAAGACAUCAAACCAUGCUACACGUCGAGACUCUCGGGGCGAGAAACCAGGCACCACAAAAGAUGUCCAUAACUCUGGCGCCUGCACACGCAAUCGUACCCAUCAUCCGAGGACUGAUCACCCGGGGGCAGCCAGGAGGGUGGCGCUUAGUAGGAUACAAAAACAUCGAGCAAUUCAUCCCCAUGAGAUUGGCAAGAGACCUCGAAGAUGAAACCCACACGGCAACCUUCUUUGCAGUGAACGGCUGUACAUUGAACGGAACAUGCGCACGGGCUGAAUGUCAAACAAAGGGAAGAAUGAUUCCGCUGUACGACAGACGUCAGGAAAACAAAGAACCAAAGAUCCUCUUCUUCUGCAAAAGCUGUCAAUUAUUCACUUCCAUCAAACCACCGGACCGCUGGAGCCAGGAGAGAUUCAGGUCUGGAUCCAAAGAUUAUCCAACCGCAAGGCAGCAGGCAUGGAUUUGAUCUCAAAUGAGAUCCUGAAAGCUCUACCAAAAAAUGAGCUCUGUCACGUCCUGGAGAACCAACGACCUAUAUGCGUCCUCUCCUCGGUGACGCGGAUCUUCCAGGCGGUCAUAGCGCACAGACUCGCGAAAGCAGC
This is a messenger RNA of Guillardia theta CCMP2712, 951 nucleotides long. RefSeq lists its product as hypothetical. The annotation marks the transcript as partial. Lineage: Eukaryota; Cryptophyceae; Pyrenomonadales; Geminigeraceae. The record is from RefSeq and is a predicted model, not a curated record. The transcript is spliced from 4 exons.